CGGCAGUGAACCUCUGUGAGGCCACUUUGCCUCUCGGUCAGGAGCACUUUUCCAGUGUCUGCAGGAGCCCACACUACGGUCACUCCAUCAGGAAGCCAAGGCCACGGCGGGGCCUGCAACCAGCCCUAGGGAGAAGAGAGUAGUGGCAAAAGGAUUUUAAAGUGUUCAAAGCAGGCAGACCUGGUCUUGAAUCUGAGGUCUGUCCUUUAUUUAUAUGUGGCCCUGGCCUGGGGCUUACGUUCAGGAAGCUGCAUCCUUAACUGUGCUUGAGGUGGAAGAUGCACAAGGAUGCCGGGGCGAAGGGGGCGUGGAAUACCAAGGAAACCAUGCAAAGACUUGUGAGGAUGGGCAACACCAACUGAGAGCCUCCGGUACCCGGCAGGAACUUAGGCAGCCAGCCGUGGCUAUCACCACUUCUGUAGAGGUCCAUGACCCCUCUUGCUCCGCCUGCUUGACCACAGCAGCGCCCCUCAGCCUGUGUUCAGAGGCAAACAUUUAUCACUCAACUGUGUUUCGCAGGAAGCACCAGUUCAGUGGGAGAUAAAAUGGCAUAAUCAUGCUCUGCCGUCGGAUGUCCUCCUGCCUGUGCUCCUUGCUGGUCUCACCAGACGCCAUCAAUUCUGCCCUCUUCGGCCUUCUCCUGCGCAUCCCAUCCCUGGCCUGCCAGUCACCAUGGCGGCCUUGAUUGCAGAGAACUUCCGAUUCCUGUCUCUCUUCUUCAAGAGCAAGGAUGUGAUGAUUUUCAACGGGCUGGUGGCCCUGGGCACGGUGGGCAGUCAGGAGCUCUUCUCAGUGGUGGCCUUCCACUGUCCCUGCUCACCUGCCCGGAACUACCUGUAUGGGCUGACGGCAAUUGGCGUGCCUGCGCUGGCACUUUUCCUUAUUGGCGUCAUUCUCAACAACCACACGUGGAACCUGGUUGCCGAGUGCCAGUACCGGAGGGCCAAGAACUGCUCCGCUGCCCCCAACUUCCUCCUCCUAAGCUCGAUCCUAGGCCGUGCGGCUGUGGCCCCAGUCACCUGGUCUGUCAUCUCCCUGCUUCGAGGGGAGGCCUACGUCUGCGCUCUCAGUGAGUUUGUGGACCCCUCCUCGCUCACAGCUGGGGCUGAAAGCUUCCCCCCAGCCCACGCCACGGAGAUCCUAGCCAGGUUUCCCUGUGGAGAGGGCUCUGCCAACCUGUCAGGCUUCCGAGAGGAGGUCAGCCGCAGGCUCAAGUAUGAGUCCCAGCUCUUCGGAUGGCUGCUCAUUGGUGUGGUGGCCAUCCUGGUGUUCCUGACCAAGUGCCUCAAACAUUACUGCUCGCCACUCAGCUACCGUCAGGAGGCCUACUGGGCACAGUACCGCACCAACGAGGACCAGCUGUUCCAGCGCACGGCGGAGGUGCAUUCCAGGGUGCUGGCCGCCAACAACGUGCGCCGUUUCUUUGGCUUUGUGGCUCUCAACAAAGAUGAUGAAGAGUUGGUCACCAAGUUCCCAGUGGAAGGCACACAGCCACGGCCACAGUGGAAUGCUAUCACCGGGGUCUACCUGUACCGUGAGAACCAAGGCCUCCCGCUCUAUAGCCGCCUACACAAGUGGGCCCAGGGCCUGACUGGUAAUGGCACAGCCCCUGACAAUAUCGAGAUGGCUCUGCUCACUGCUUAAGAGCCUGCUUCUGUGCUCUGGAAAUGGAACUACUUAGUCACAGACUAACUCCUCAUGGCGUGCUCACUUCAGCAUCAGGUGACUUCUCUGCUAACUACAGCGUCUUGGGCAUAGACAUAAAACAAGUAGUUUGUAAAGAUCCUGUGGACCACAUGGUUCACGGAAAUUAAGGUGGGAUGGGGGUGGGGUAAGGGGACUGGCCUACCAAAAUCAUCUCUCCCGUGGCCACUAGCACACUCUGUUCACAGCUAUCAAAACAGACUUUCUUAGAGUUUAGUAUGACCGGGGUGAACAUCGGUGGGUCUCGGAGUUGAGAAACAUCAGCUGGCUGAGCCUGGUGACAACCCACUGGGGGCGGGGGGCUCAUCACUGUACAUUUUGUGCAGUUAAUUUGUGUCUAAUUGCAUAGGGCACCCAGCUCCUUGGCGUACAGCUAGGAAGCUGCCUUGAUUGUAUACCUCUGGCCUGAUUUUAUAUAUUUAAACAUUUUGAUAAAGCUUUUCUUACUUUAAA
Mastomys coucha (southern multimammate mouse) is the source of this 2157-nucleotide messenger RNA. It is a transcript of the gene Calhm2, whose product is annotated as calcium homeostasis modulator family member 2. NCBI's taxonomy places the organism in Eukaryota, Metazoa, Chordata, Mammalia, Rodentia, Muridae. The coding region runs from base 673 to 1644 and encodes 323 amino acids. Gene Ontology annotation, molecular function: monoatomic cation channel activity. The transcript is spliced from 3 exons. The record is from RefSeq and is a predicted model, not a curated record.